Messenger RNA from Eurytemora carolleeae, 2394 nucleotides. Its product is annotated as histidine protein methyltransferase 1 homolog. Lineage: Eukaryota; Metazoa; Arthropoda; Copepoda; Calanoida; Temoridae. Bases 75 to 1121 code for a protein of 348 amino acids. The transcript has 8 exons. Gene Ontology annotation, biological process: peptidyl-histidine methylation, to form tele-methylhistidine. The record is from RefSeq and is a predicted model, not a curated record. Gene Ontology annotation, molecular function: protein-L-histidine N-tele-methyltransferase activity.
GGCCAUAGAGGAAGUAACAGGAUUCGCUCAGUAGUUAAAUAUUCCUAAAUUUCUAGAUUUAUUAUUUCAGAAGAAUGCCUUUUCUGUUUAACUUCUCAACCGGAGUGGAGGGUAGGGGGGAGAAGAGAGGGAUUGAAGAAUUAGAAUCAACUAUCGUCUGGAAGAAGGCGAAAGAAGUUACCAUCACAGAUAAUCAAAUCGAAAGAAUAUCUGCACUAGAGUCUGUUGAAUUAUUUUAUCUUGAAGAUAAAGAUUUUUCAGAGAAAAACAAUAAAUCAUCCACAGAUGGGAUUCUUGAUUCUAUUGAGGAGGGAGAUGAAGAUUCAGAGGACGAGGAGGAGGAUUCAGUUGUACCUCUGAGUAGGACGGAGGACGAAGAGCAGAAAUUGAUUGCUCCGGAGGCAUCCUCUAAAGUUGUAGAGAGGAGAAGACAUACCUUAAACUUUAUUAACAGUGAGACAGUUGUAACAAACCUGAAAAUAAACAAAUAUAAAGGUGAUCUUUCGGCAGCAUUAGAGGAUAAAACUGAUCUAGUUGCAGGUGUUUACGAAGGAGGUUUAAAGAUCUGGGAGUGCUCAGAUGAUCUUGUUAAAUAUCUGUUUAAUGAAUAUGACACUAAGUUGGAAGGGCAAAAGGUUUUAGAGUUGGGGUGUGGAGCUGGACUUCCUGGUGUUUUAGCGUUCACCAUGGGGGCAACAGUUCAUUUUAACGACUACAACCCUGAGGUGCUGGAAGAGAUAACUAUUCCCAAUCUUCUUCUUAAUCUUCAUAUUCCUGAUAAGCACCAGUCAAGGACCAGAUUUUUCUCCGGAGACUGGGGUUCCCUAGCUAGUGAUGUCCUUAGCACUGAGAUCACAAAUGAAGAAGAUAAAUACGAUCUAAUCCUAACCUCUGAAACCAUUUACAACGUUGCAAAUCAUUCUAAACUAAUCUCUAUAUUCAAGAACUUCUUAAAACCUGCCGGUUGUGUUCUUAUUGCUGCAAAAACUUAUUAUUUCGGUGUAGGAGGAGGGGUUCAAGAAUUCCAGAGUAAACUGGAGGCUCAAGGGUUUCUAGUCACGUGUUUGAAAAAAUACGAGGAUGGGGUUAAGAGAGAAAUCAUAUCAGCAAAGUUUUCCUAGAAAUAAAUUUUAUAUUUUUUUAAAUGACAUACUUCUCAGUCUCAUGUUUAGAAUUGUUAUGUUUUAAAAUCAUUUAAUUUCUUCCUUUAGUGUGGUGUCUAGUAAGUAAUAAUAAAGUUGUCAGAUGUCACAAAAAAAACUUGGUGAAUAAGCGUUAAGCGUUAAAUGAUUUAUGUAACUAAGUUAAAGAAGAAAGGCAAAAUACACCAAAAUGGAAUUGGUCAUUUUUGUUAAUAGUAUUUUGAUUAAAAUCUGAUUUGGUAUAAAAACAAACUUUCUCAAAGAAGACUCUAAAAUUUAGUCUAAUGAAAACAGAUUUGUUCAAUUUAAUGAAAAAACGUUCUUAAACCUAGAAAAGUUAUCUGCGUAAUAUCCCUGUCACACCGACCUAUGAUUUUAGUUGCGUCAUAACUACGAAAUAUUUUACCAUAUCUCUUGUGGUUUUUAGAUUAUAUAUAUAUAUGUCCUUAAAGGGACUGUAGACGUAAUUUCAAGUGACGCGCCAUCUAAGAGUGACAGAGGUAAACCUUUAUAAUGUGAAAGAUAUCAUCUUCUUCCUACCUCGAAAAAUGUUCAAUUCUGAUAAGUUUUCCAUUUUUUUCUAAGCAGAAGUUCUCGUACAUACAGACAAAGUUUUGAAGGAUACCGUUGUGAAUCGGAAAGGCCCCUCUUAUUAUUGGAGAGUCACUUGAAAUUACACAAGCAGUCCCUUUUGUGGGAUUAUGGUGGAAAAUUUACCUUGUUAAAUUCUGACCUCUCCUUCACAGACAAGUGUUCUACAAUUCAGAAAAUCAGACACCCCCCCCCCCCCCAUCCACACACCUGACAAGUAUUUAGUUUCCUACUGGUGAUACAGCUGAUAAAAUGAUGUUAUACUUAUAUAGAUAGUUAGAUAGAUAGUUAACUAGUAAAUUGAUAACAAAAGGGACUCCAGGAGUCAGUAGUAUCUAAAGUGUGAAGUAAGGUGUAAUUACUUCAAGUGACUUUGGUAGAAUUCUUUAUGCUUCUUGUUUUAAAAGAAUGUAUUUUAUUAAAAAAAGGAGUCUGAAUUUUGCCUUGUUCCCUUAGCAAAGAAAUAAAAAUAGAAAACCAAUUAAUUCAGUGUGCUCAUCAAGAAACCAUUUUUGUAAGAAACUGCCAAUUUUAAACCAGUUCAAUUAAACAUUUUUGUUGGUAAACAACUAGGCUGUAACAAACCAAUAUAUUCGAACAUUUUAGAAACGCACUAUCUAGUCUUUAUCAAAUUAGAGUAAUAAAGAUUUAGUAGAACUAA